Melampsora larici-populina 98AG31 is the source of this 1230-nucleotide messenger RNA. RefSeq lists its product as uncharacterized. Gene Ontology annotation, cellular component: mitochondrial large ribosomal subunit; ribosome. The coding region runs from base 42 to 1142 and encodes 366 amino acids. Gene Ontology annotation, biological process: translation; ribosome assembly. Lineage: Eukaryota; Fungi; Basidiomycota; Pucciniomycetes; Pucciniales; Melampsoraceae. Gene Ontology annotation, molecular function: structural constituent of ribosome. The record is from RefSeq and is a predicted model, not a curated record. The transcript has 4 exons.
CAAGCUUAAAGAAGAGGAAAAGUGACGAUUGAAAAGAAACAAUGAAGAAGUUCAUAAACGAAUUCAAACCGAUCUCAAUCUCAAUCACUUCUCAACUCAUCAAAACUAAUCCAGGAAUCGGAUCACAACCUACUUCAAAUCAUUCUCGUUCAUUUUCUCAUUUCACUUCAACAUCAACUCAAGCCCAACGUCGUCAUAAACCCAAACCCAACCCAUCAAUCCAACCCAACUCAUCACCGAAUCCCAAACUAAUCUCAGCAUUAAGACAACAAGUGAUCACCAAUGCAGACACGACUUAUGAAAGCUUACCAUCCGUUACAUCAGGUUUCGAUCAAAUCAAACUCAGCAAACCAUCUACAUUCUUUAAAGCUCGUUUACACCUCAGUUCGUUUCCAAAGAUCGGACUAAAGAUCACCAGACCUGCAAAAGAUACUCAAUCCUAUGGUCUAAACUUUGGUGUCAUGCCUCGUCAAAGUCUUUCGGGAGAAGACGUUUCCGAAUCCUUGUCUACUUCAGGUUUACAAGACCAAUUAAGUUUAGUAGAUCGAACUCUUUUAAAACAUCAAACCAAACAACCUUCAUCAAAUAAACCAGAACCCAAGAGUUUGGUUAGAUCGGGUCCUAAAACCGGUUUCGGUUCUACAAAUCAUGAUCCUAGAAUCCAUAAAGCUUCUACUACUCUUUUACCAAUCUCUCAUAAAAAACUUCAAAAACUAGCCGAUCUCAUCAACCGAUAUCGAAUGACAGUUGACGAAUCUGUCUUACAACUUAAGUUUAGUCAUAAGGCUGUGGCAAGUAAAGUGUUAAGUUUGGUAUUAGAAGCUAGAGAUCAAGCUGUUGCAAGAGGAAUGAAACGAGAGAAAUUAGUAGUCUCUGAAGCAUGGGUCACCAAAGGCUUUCAUACUACCGAACUUCAAGUAAGAGCACGUGGAAGGCAUGGUCAAAUCACUCAUCCGACAUCUAAGUUUUGUUUGAUCUUGAAAGAAUCUGAAUCGAGGUUCGAAUUAAAUAAGAAAUCAUUAUAUAAAGCAGCACAGAAAAGAGUUAAACAGAAAGGUAUCAUUCCAGGUGGUUCUUGGAGAUUACCGGCUGAUGGGGUGGUGCCUACUAGCAUGGCUUACCAAUCUACUUGGGCUUGGUAAAUUGUUAAGUCAGUUUAAAGAUCACUCGGCUUGGAUUUUGUUACAUAGUUAAGAAGUAUGAAAUUCAUAUUAACAUUAAAGCUUGGGU